UUCAUUGAAUAUUGAGGUUUCUUAAUUAUUUUGAAGAAUUGAAUAAUGAAAUAAUACGUUAAUUAGUUGACUUUACAUAAUGAGAACUAGGAAAAGACAGCGGUUGACAAUAUUUUAACGAACGUAUUGUGAAAGAACUUCAGCGAGAUGAGAAUGUAAAUGAAAAUCAACGUCGUCGCCGGAGGUACAUACGAUUUUCCAAGCGAGUUUAUCACGAAUAUGCUCUCUCGUAUCCCCGAUGAAACAUUCUCCACUCUUCAGAGAUACAUAUUCGUGUAGUGAUCGAGACAUCAUUUGUGCGUGAAAAUUGAUCGUACCAAGGGAUAUAUUUGUGCGCUAAAUGACGUCAGCUAGGUGUUACCGGGGCGAAGAAUAAAUUAGGUGGCGGUAUGCUCCGAGAGACGGUAUUGCCUAGAACCACGCGCCACCUGUGGGAGAAGUAAUAGAAUAGAUUACGUGUGUACGUGAAUGUGAAAAAAAAAAGUUGACAUUUAAACAGUACCAGUCGGUUCGAGCACGGCAGUCUUCAGCCAACGGUGUAGAUUAUCGAUUGUAUGUCUUUUCCAAGUAGUACAGGAAUCUCCCGCCAAACUUACGCUCGUCUUCUUCUAUUUCGGUGUAUUUUAAAAUGAACGGAACUACCGAACGGCUAGGGUUCAGUUUUAGAACCUCUAGUAGUAUGAAUGCUUGUUUCGAAGCUUUCGAUAAAGAUGGAGAUGGAUUUCUUAAUCACGAAGAAUUCAGCUGUGUUUGCAAAGCGUUGUUUAGAAACGACGAUGGUAUCGUGUACAGUUUGAAUGACGAUGAAUUGAAAGAAAUUUUCGACGUAUUUGAUUUAAAUCAGGAUGGUUGUAUCGAUAUUAACGAAUUCACAUUCUGUUGGAAUAAAUGGAUUAAAGUAAUCGUUCGCCCCAUCAGCGCUAUAUUAAUCGUAGACGUACAAAACGACUUCAUUUCUGGAAGUUUGAAUAUAAGCAAAUGCGCCGCACAGCACAACGGUAUCGAGGUAAUCGAACCAAUUAACCGGUUAUUGGAUACGGUACCGUUUGAUGCGGUGUUUUAUUCGCUCGACUGGCAUCCGGCCGAUCACGUAUCGUUUAUUGAUAAUUUACAUAUGAGACCACUUCAUCCUGAAUCUCAUAUCAGUGCUGAAAAUGCUCAGGUCUACGAUACGGUGGUAUUCGAAGGACCUCCUGCUAUGGCUCAGAGAUUAUGGCCUCGACAUUGUGUUCAAGAUACCUGGGGAGCUGAACUGCAUAAAGAUCUUAAAAUAGUUGAAAACUCUACUAAAAUUUACAAAGGAAGUUCGCCCGAGGUAGAUUCGUAUUCGGUAUUUUGGGAUAAUAUGAAAUUACUCGAAACCUCGCUAACCUCGCAGCUCCGAGAUAGAAACGUCACCGAUAUAUAUGUUUGUGGAAUCGCUUAUGACGUUUGUGUUGGUGCUACUGUAACCGAUGCAUCGAAUGCUGGUUACAGAACGAUACUUUUAGACGAUUGUUGUAGAGGUGUCGAUAACGACGAUAUCGAAAAAACUAAAGCUAACGUAGUUAAAAAUCAUGGCGUUGUUAUUAAUUCGAAUCAGGUGAAAGCCAUGGUCGAAGGAAAAGACCGAAGACCGGAAUUAGGCUACAAAUUAGCGAUCGAAUUAAAGAAGAAAUUGUUAAAUGAUAAAUAGUCUGUGAUUAAACGAAUCUCACCGAGCUUACCAGUGUGUAAAUGAAGCACCGAGUUCCAUAAACUAUUUUAGUUGUUUUUUUGUUACAAUAGAGAGACUCAAAGAAUGAAUUAUUUUAAGCACAUAUUAUACGAACACUUAUUUUUAAUAAAAAGAAGAAACCUUUUUUUUAA
Planococcus citri (citrus mealybug) is the source of this 1848-nucleotide messenger RNA. RefSeq names its product Nicotinamide amidase (gene Naam). The coding region runs from base 629 to 1675 and encodes 348 amino acids. The record is from RefSeq and is a predicted model, not a curated record. Gene Ontology annotation, molecular function: calcium ion binding. The transcript has 11 exons. Lineage: Eukaryota; Metazoa; Arthropoda; Insecta; Hemiptera; Pseudococcidae.